AUGUCUAAGUUUCUUGUUCUUUUCUUGAUCCUAACAGAAACAUUUGUGUAUCUUGCCAUGGCUGAAAAUGCAACAAAUUUUGCAAGUUCUCCUGCUUCUAGUCCAUCACUUUCGAUUCGAAAACUUGGAAAACAUCAUCAAGAAGAAGGGAGGAACAAUUUUUCUAAAGAAGUUGGUUCUCCACAUCAACAAGAGAUUAAUGAAGUUGAUGAAGCUCAUGAAAUCAAGAUUAAGCAUCAUCAUUUAAUUGAUAAGUCAAUUUUUGGAGGUGGAAUUAUUCUUGGAGGCUUAGCAACAACAUUCUUUGUGGCAAUUUUUUGUUACAUUAGAGCAACUAGAAGGAAACAUAUUGAGCCAAGUUCCCCUAGUGCUUCUUCCUCAGCAGCAUAA
Messenger RNA from Nicotiana tabacum (common tobacco), 390 nucleotides. RefSeq lists its product as uncharacterized. The record is from RefSeq and is a predicted model, not a curated record. Lineage: Eukaryota; Viridiplantae; Streptophyta; Magnoliopsida; Solanales; Solanaceae.